Cyclospora cayetanensis is the source of this 591-nucleotide messenger RNA. Its product is annotated as membrane steroid-binding protein 1. The transcript has 4 exons. Lineage: Eukaryota; Apicomplexa; Conoidasida; Eucoccidiorida; Eimeriidae. Gene Ontology annotation, cellular component: endomembrane system; membrane. The record is from RefSeq and is a predicted model, not a curated record. Bases 1 to 591 code for a protein of 196 amino acids.
AUGUUGGCCGGCGCGCAGGUGGCUUUCAAGUGGUUGCUUCAGUGGGGGCCAACAUUAAUUGCUGGAGCAGCAAUAGCCCUUCUCGGGAACUUUUUGCUAAAGAAGCAAUAUCGAAACCAGAGGUUUGCGUCCCAGAUUGGGACCGCUGCCCAUGGUGAUAUCGAUACAGAAAGAAAAGAGGACAACCUUAAGCGCUUUACCUUAGAUGAACUGCACAAAUGUAGAGGGGGACCCAGCAACGAUUUACUUGUUGGAAUCCAAGGCCUCGUGUACAACGUAGGGGCAAAUGAAGCUGGCCGUAUGUUCUAUGGUCCUGGAGGAAGCUACCAUAUCUUCGCUGGACGGGAUGCGACGGUGGCUCUUGCAAAGAUGGCUUUAGAAGAGGGCAUGCUCAACAGCCUGAGCUUGUGUGAUUUGCCAUUUGCACAGCCACCGGCCAAAUGGGUUCUCUUAUCUAAUGAAGAAAGAAACUGUAUUCGUCAGUGGGCUAGACGGUGCUGUUCAAAGUAUCCUCUGGUUGGGGUCAUUGACUUUGGCCAGGGUGAAAAUGAAGCUGCUUCGAAGUGGCGGGAACAGAUUGCCAAACUCUGA